GACCUAAAACUCAGCAUCCCUGUUUAAAAAGGUCAUGGAACCGAAAUCUUGGCCAUGGAAGCAAAAAUGAAGAUCACAAGGGACAAAUGAAAGGCAAAAGAACCACGAUGUCAGAGAGCUUGCAGCUCAAAUCUCUCUUCAUUUCCUAAUCUCAGAUCUUGUCUGACUCUGCUCUUAGCUUUGAAGAUAAUGUGCCAUAAAGCUCCAAAUGCUUCUCCAUCCACUGUUCCCUUGGAUCACUGAGAUCUUCGACCAACUCUGUCGCAUUCGAUCUCUCUGUUCCUGAAACAUGAAACACCACUAAGGUCCCAACACCCAUUCAACUCAGAUAAGGUACGGAGCAUCAGAAGCACUCCUCCAUAUUUCUCUGAACUUUGCAUGAAAACUUAUGGUCUUCCUCACAAGCUUCAGGAACUGUGAUCUCGGGACAAGGACCUUAAGCUGAAAGCCUGAAACUGACGAUCAGAUUGGGUUCAGAAAUGGUUAGAUCCUGCUGGAAACCAUCUGUCGAAGGUGAAGAUGGAGACUUGAAUGGGAGACUCGAUGGAUUGCUGUGGUAUAAGGAUUUGGGCAAUCAUGUUUAUGGGGAAUUCUCAAUGGCAGUAAUUCAGGCCAAUAGUUCAUUGGAGGAUCGAAGCCAACUCGAAUCUGGACCCUUCACUUCCAACCAUUUGGGUCCUCAAGGAACUUUCAUAGGUGUCUAUGAUGGUCACGGAGGAUCAGAAGCCUCGCAGUUCGUCGCUGACAAUCUCUUCUUCCAUCUCAAGAGGUUUGCGAGUGAAAGGCAAGGCAUGUCAGAAGAUGUUAUCAAAAGAGCAUUUUGUGCAACAGAGGGGGAUUUCAUGUCUGUGGUGAAGAAGCAGUGGCAAAGUAGGCCAGAGGUUGCAUCCACAGGAACAUGUUGCUUGGUGGGGAUGAUUUGCAACGACAUGCUGUAUGUUGCAAAUGCUGGGGAUUCCCGGGUGGUAUUAGGAAGAGAAGAGAAAGCAACGAAAGAUAUGGAAGCUGUCCAGUUAUCUGCAGAACACAAUGUCAACAUACAAACUGUGAGAGAUGAACUUCGGUCCAAGCACCCUUAUGAUUCACAAAUUGUGGUCGCCAAACACAAUGUCUGGAGAGUCAAAGGCCUCAUACAGGUUUCAAAAUCCAUUGGCGACGCAUAUUUGAAGAAGACAGAAUUUAACAGAGAGCCUCUACCAAUGAAGUAUAGAUUGCCCGAACCCUUGUUCAAGCCAAUUCUCAGCUGUGAGCCAUCAAUAUCAACCCAUAGACUUGAACCACAGGAUCAAUUUCUCAUUUUUGCUUCUGAUGGAUUAUGGGAGCACCUCAGCAACCAAGAAGCCGUCAACAUCGUCAGCAAUAACCCACGCAAUGGAAUUGCUAGAAAGCUUGUGAAAGCCGCACUUCGAGAAGCUGCGAGGAAGAGAGAAAUGAGAUUCUCGGACCUCCAGAAGAUAGAACAAGGAGUCAGGAGACACUUCCAUGAUGACAUAACAGUAAUAGUUGUAUUUCUAAGUCCCAAGCUGACUCAUAAUAAUGGCUUUCUCUCGGACCCUCCCCUUUCAAUCAGAGGAGGUGGCUCUGCCGACUUGGAGUGCAAGUGAUGAUAUUGAACUUGCUUUGAUAUCUCUCUAAGAAUUCUAAAAUGUCAAGAGUCCCGCAACAGCAGCAAAGCGGUUUCUAAUUGAAACUUUCAAGAUUCUCUGUAACAACGAAAGAGCUGAUAAUACAAGAGUAACAAGAAUUUAGAUGAGACAGCUUAAAGAUGAGUUCAUAAGUUCUGUUAAGUGUUAAAUAUUGGUUAAGAUUAACAUAUUUUACCAAUUUCCACGUACAAUCCCACGGCUUCUAUAUUAUAAC
Molecule: messenger RNA, 1860 nt
Organism: Prosopis cineraria
Lineage: Eukaryota; Viridiplantae; Streptophyta; Magnoliopsida; Fabales; Fabaceae
Product: probable protein phosphatase 2C 48
Exons: 6
Coding region: 480-1604 (374 amino acids)
Biological process (GO): protein dephosphorylation
Molecular function (GO): protein serine/threonine phosphatase activity; cation binding
Source: RefSeq, a predicted model, not a curated record